AUGUUUCAUGAUAAAAUACGUACUCGUGUCAUAACUACUCAUGAAGGUACUCAAUGUGUGAUUGAUGAUUACUUAAAAGAUACAUCUAAUGAAAUGGUGGCUCUUCUUCCCAAUUUUAAGCAUAUUAAACGAAAUAUUCAACGUCAACGUAAAAAGAAUGAUUUACCUCAAGUUCCACAAGAUAAACAUUUUACAAUGAUUCCAACAAUUUUAACGAUCACACUUAGAAAAGAUAUAUUUUUACAAUUCGAUUCUGGACCUGGUGACAAUAGACUAGAACUGGGAUUUAAAAACAAUUAUGAAACUGACUCAAAAUUUGCUAAUAAUGUUAAUAAGAUCGCUGCAUUAGCAUUUCUUAAACCAACUGAUGUUCAUCAAGGAUUCAAUGAGCUUUAUUUAUCAUUACCACCAAUGUUCCAGCCUCUUAUGGAUUAUUUUGAAGACACAUAUUUGGGACGGCGAUGUCCCAAUGGACGUGCAACACCAAGAUAUCCAAUUGAACUAUGGAAUAUGUAUCAAAGAACUAUUGAUGAUUCAAUGCGCACCAACAAUCUGGCUGAGGUGUGGCAUCGUAGAUUCAAUUCAGUCGAUCAAUUUCAACAUCCAUCACUGUGGAUUUUUAUUUAG
This is a messenger RNA of Rotaria sp. Silwood2, 627 nucleotides long. The record is from the annotation of a GenBank genome assembly. NCBI's taxonomy places the organism in Eukaryota, Metazoa, Rotifera, Eurotatoria, Philodinida, Philodinidae.